This is a messenger RNA of Dictyostelium discoideum AX4, 1281 nucleotides long. RefSeq lists its product as hypothetical. Gene Ontology annotation, molecular function: hydrolase activity. The record is from RefSeq and is a predicted model, not a curated record. Bases 1 to 1281 code for a protein of 426 amino acids. NCBI's taxonomy places the organism in Eukaryota, Evosea, Eumycetozoa, Dictyosteliales, Dictyosteliaceae. The transcript has 2 exons.
AUGAUUUUAAUCUAUAAAAAUGAUUUUAAUAUAAUUAAUUUUAAAAAACCGACUCAAUUAUUUAAUAAAAUUAUAUUUUUAUUAAUUUUAAUUAUUUCAUUAAUUAUACCAAUUAAUCAGUGUCAAAGUAUAAAUACAAAUAUAAAUACAAAUAAUAAAGAAAAUAGACCAAAAUUAAAAUUUAAUAAAAAUGGUAAAUUCAAAAUUGUUCAAUUUACAGAUCUCCAUUAUGGAGAAGCUCAAGAAUAUGAUAUUUUAAAUUUAAUUGUACAAGAAAAUGUAAUUGAAAAAGAAUUACCAGAUUUUGUAAUGCUAUCAGGUGAUAUGUUUAGUGCAUAUAAUAUAAUGACAAGUGAAGAGUAUUUAGUAUUAUGGGAAAUGGUGACAAGGUCAAUGAGAAAGAGAAAUAUACCAUGGGCAAUUACAUUUGGUAAUCAUGAUUGUGAAGGACCAUUAGGUGGUAGGGAAAUCGUUAAAAUGGAUCAAUCAUAUAGUAACUUAUCUUUAACACAGGAGAAUAUCGAUCCCACUAUACCAGGUAUUACAAACUAUAAUUUAAAAAUUUAUUCAAGUGAUGACACAAGUUCAUCAAUUUCAUCGUCAAUAUUCAUAUUUGACAGUGACUUGCCACAAUGCAAUGAAAGUGGUUCGUGGGGGUGUGUAGAUGCGAAGCAGGUGGAAUGGUAUGAAAAAGAGUCAGACCAAAUGGGUGGUGGUGGUGGUGGUAAUAUAUCAAGUAUAGCAUUUGUACAUAUACCACCAGUUGAGGUGAUUGAUUUAUGGAAUGAGAAUGUGGUCAAGGGUGAUUUCGGGGAUAAGGAAUCCUGUUGUUAUUAUACAGAUGAAUCUGAAUUUGUUUCAACUAUGGUCAGACGUGGUGAUAUUAAAGGCUUGUAUUUCGGCCACGAUCAUAAAAAUGAUUUUCAUGGGGUAUAUCAAAACUCUGUUGAAUUGGGGUAUGGUAGAAAAUCUGGAUACGGUUCAUAUAAUCCAAAAUAUUUAGAAGGUGCUAGAAUCAUUGAAUUGACUGAACAACCUUUUUCAAUUAAAACUUGGAUUAGAAAUGUAAAUGGAGAAUUGGAAACACAACAAACUCAUUAUCCAAAUCCGUAUAGUCAAUCACCACGUUAUUGUUGCACUCAUGAAGAUCACCAAAAUGAAUCAUCUUGGACAUUAUUCUUAAUUGGUUAUUGCUCAACUGUUAUUAUUGUUUCAAUUAUAUUUUAUAUUAAACGUUCAAAAUCAAAUCAAAAUCAAUCAUAUAAUCUUAUUCAAUUAUAA